UAAAGCCGUCGCCCGUUUGACCGAGAGAGCUAUAGCUUAGCUUAGCUCGGCGAAAGGUAGCAGCAGCAGCAGCAGCUGAUCGGUCGGCCGGUCAGUCGUCGGAGCCACCACCCAGCCACCCAAAGAACGCCAAGAACGUCCGAGGGAGCAGGCUAUGUGGGAAGGCGGGAGCCAUGAGGCGGCGGCGGCGGCGCAGCUGUUGCCGUGGUUCGGCACAGCGGCGGCAUUUGUGCAGCCGGCCGCGGGGGGGUACGGGUGCGACGUCGGGGUCGGCGGCGGCGGGCAGGGAGGGGUGUUUGGGUUCGGGUUCGAGGCCGUUGCACCGGCCGCUCCGGCGGCGGCCACCAGGCAGCAGUGUGGUGGGGGUGCGGCGACGGCGGAGGGGCGAUCGAGCGGCGGUGGGAGCGGGAAGGCGGUGGUGUCGGGGCUGCUCGGCAGCCUCCAGGCCGAGCUGGGGCGCGUGUCGGCGCGGGAGAUGAUGGACGCCAAGGCGCUGGCGGCGUCGCGGAGCCACAGCGAGGCUGAGCGGCGGCGCCGGCAGAGCAUCAACGGCCACCUCGCGAAGCUCCGCAGCCUCCUCCCCAACACCACCAAGACGGACAAGGCGUCGCUGCUGGCGGAGGUGAUCGCGCACGUGAAGGAGCUGAAGCGGCAGACGUCGGCGAUCGCGGCGGCGGGAGAGGCGGAGGACGGCGACGAGGACGGGGUGGGCCGGCCGGCGGGGCAGCUGCUGCCGACGGAGGCGGACGAGCUGGCGGUGGACGCGGCGGUGGACGUGGAGGGGAGGCUCGUGGUGCGGGCGUCGCUGUGCUGCGAGGACCGCCCCGACCUCAUCCCGGACAUCGGCAGGGCGCUCGCCGCGCUCCGGCUGCGCGCGCGCAGGGCCGAGAUCACCACGAUCGGCGGCCGCGUCCGGAGCGUGCUCCUCAUCACCGCCGACGACCAGCUGGGCGACGACGGCGACGACGUCGACGAGGACGGGCGUCGCCGCCACGGCAUGGGAAACGAUGAGGACGACGACGACGAGUGCGCCGCCUCGCACCGGAGGCAUGAGUGCAUAGCCACUGUCCAGGAGGCGCUGCGCGGCGUCAUGGACCGCAGGUCGGCGAGCAGCGACACGUCCUCGUCCGGCGGGAGCAGCAUCAAGAGGCAGCGCAUGAACUACGCAGCGUAAGAGGAGCAGAGCUAGCUCAGUGUAGCUUCCUACUCACAGCUAAUUAACGUACGUGCCGGCAUUUUAGCUACCACUUUCCAUGCAUGCAUUGGCGCCAAUGAAAACUAGUAGCAAUCUUUUUAGUUGUUUCGUCAAGCUUUCGAUCGGUAAGUUUGGAGUAGUGGUCAUUUGGUAUAACAAGAGCUUCAUGGUGCAAAAAGGGAUAAGUUUUAUGUGUCCCUUGUACGUGUUGUCUUGCACAUGCAUGCAACGGAUUUGCAUGUGUUGGGAAUGACUGGGAUAUGUAAGGGCGCAAGGUAGUGGGUGUACAAAUCUACUGGUAUUUAUUGGGUAUAUCAAUGAAAGGUGGAAUUGGCCCGCAUGGUUUUUAAGCC
This is a messenger RNA of Oryza brachyantha (malo sina), 1548 nucleotides long. Its product is annotated as transcription factor bHLH30-like. The coding region runs from base 155 to 1174 and encodes 339 amino acids. The record is from RefSeq and is a predicted model, not a curated record. Gene Ontology annotation, biological process: regulation of DNA-templated transcription. The transcript is spliced from 2 exons. Gene Ontology annotation, molecular function: protein dimerization activity; DNA-binding transcription factor activity. Lineage: Eukaryota; Viridiplantae; Streptophyta; Magnoliopsida; Poales; Poaceae.